CGACGUCAUAUUUACGCGACUGUUUUUGUUCAGCGGUCUGCAAAUUUGCAACUUCCAUCAUGGUUGUGUUUCCAUCUUCGCUAACGGAGGAAGAAGAAGCUUUGCAAAAGAAGUAUGCGAAGCUCAAGAAAAAGAAAAAGGCACUGCUUGCUCUUAAGAAGCAGAAUACAACCAACCAGGCAAACCCGAGUGGAUUAAAACGGACACUUUCAGACCAGCCUGUUGUUGACACGGCGACAGCAACUGAGCAAGCAAAGAUGUUGAUCAAAUCAGGGGCCAUCAGCGCCAUCAAGUCGGAGAACAAGAACUCGGGCUUUAAACGCUCUCGAACGCUGGAGAUUAAACUCAAGGAUCCUGAAAAGGGCCCAGUUCCAGCUUUCUUACCUUUCCAAAGGAGCGUUUCUACAGAUGAAGAGCUACCUGAGUCUGGAAGAAGAUCCCACAGGAAAUCACUUUAUGAAAGCUUUGUCAGUUCAAGUGACAGAUACCGCGAUGAAGAUGAUGGAGGAAUGUCCUCCAGUCGAGAGAUGGAUAGAGACCGGGAGAGAGAGCGAGAUCGAGAGAGGGACCGGGAGCGGGACAGGGACAGGGAGCGUGACCGCGAGAGGGAUCGAGAUCGAGAAAAGGAGAGAGAUCGAGAACGUGAACGGGACCGAGAACGGGACAAGGAUCGAGAGCGGGACAGGGAUCCAGAACGUGAUAGGCCGAGGGAGCGGGAUCGAGAAAAGGACAGGGAGAGAGACCGGAGCAGAGAGCGAAGCGCUGAGAUGGAUCGGGAUCGUGAGGCGGACAAAGAGCGCGAUGGAACUUUCAGACGGUCGGAUUCAUAUCCUGAACGUAGAGUCAGAAAAGGGAAUACGGUGUACGUUUACGGCUCGGGGCUCUCCGAGGACACCAUGCGCUCGGCUUUCUCUCAACACGGCAACAUCAUCGACCUCUCCAUGGAUAACCCACGCAAUUGUGCAUUCAUUACAUUUGAGAAGAUGGAGUCUGCAGACCAGGCAGUAGUUGAGCUAAACGGGAGCACAGUAGGAGAUGUUCACAUCAAAGUCAGCAUUGCCAGGAAGCAACCCAUGUUGGACGCUGCCACCGGCAAGUCCGUGUGGGCUUCUCUGGCUGUGCAUAACAGCACCAAAGGCUCUUACAGGGACAAGAGGAACCAGGUCGUGUACAGUGAAGAUUUCCUGGAGUGAAAAAAAUGGCGACGAUUAUUCAUUUGUAUUAUACCUAUGCUUUUUUCUCAUUACAACCUGACGAUUUAUUUUUCACCUUGUUUUUUUUUUUACGUGAAAAACAUCUAGAAUUGAGUGUUUAGCUUUUCUCAAGAGGACGCCAAGAACGUUAUGUCGCACGUCUUGUGCUUAUUGUCAGUACCAAUGACAAAAGUACAGUGCUGAAUAAAUAUAUGGCUCAAAAUCCAA
This is a messenger RNA of Syngnathus acus (greater pipefish), 1421 nucleotides long. It is a transcript of the gene nelfe, whose product is annotated as negative elongation factor complex member E. Gene Ontology annotation, biological process: negative regulation of transcription elongation by RNA polymerase II. NCBI's taxonomy places the organism in Eukaryota, Metazoa, Chordata, Actinopteri, Syngnathiformes, Syngnathidae. The transcript is spliced from 11 exons. Gene Ontology annotation, molecular function: RNA binding. Gene Ontology annotation, cellular component: NELF complex. The record is from RefSeq and is a predicted model, not a curated record. Bases 60 to 1193 code for a protein of 377 amino acids.